GUCCCUUUCGAUCUGUUUAAAGUGCAUCAACAAGUAAAAAAGAAAAGAUCUAGUAAGGUUUCUUCUUUCUAGGGCUAUGGAUGUUUUGCAUGGAGAGUAAAAUACUAAGGGACGAUGGAUCUCAUUCUUUGCGUGGGACGAAAGAAGGGUUUCGUGUAAUUUCUACCUAAAUCUUCCAUUUGGGCUCAGGCAGCUCUUGCAUGCCUAGAUCUUAUAUUUGAACGCCGACUCGCCUCAAGAUGCUCUCUUCGUUUGCGCGAGGAAUCCACCACAGUGACAAGCUGCUGGGAUCCUCGGUGAAGUGGUCUCUUGCACAGCCUCGGAAAGCGCUUGUAAGGACUUGGGCGUGUUUCAGAUUCGGGCAAGACUUGAACCGCCAAGGGUUUAUUUUGCGCCCUGGAAUCGAGGGCGGAAGGCGAAACCUCUGGACGCCGGAGGGGGCCCGGAGAGCUGGGAAACCGGAAAACACCACGCAGGCGUCCGUGCAAAGGAGCCCCAAAGGAAGCCCAUCCCUGACAGCUGCUGAGAAAGUGAAAGAAGCUGGAAGAGAUUUCACCUACUUAAUAGUGGUGGUUGUCGGGAUCGGUGUCACAGGUGGCUUGUUCUAUGUGAUUUUUAAGGAGUUGUUUUCUUCCUCCAGUCCCAGUAAGAUCUAUGGAGAUGCCUUGGAGAAAUGCAGAGCUCACCCCGAGGUAAUAGGUGUUUUCGGUGAACCCAUAAAAGGUUAUGGUGAAGCAACUCGCCGUGGGAGAAGACAACUGGUCAGCCAUAUUGAAUAUGUAAAAGAUGGACUGAAAUACAUGCGCCUGAAGUUCUACAUUGAGGGUUCAGAAAAAGGAAAACAAGGGACUGUACAUCUGGAAGUGAAAGAGAACCCUGAAAGUGGAAAAUACGAAUAUCGCUAUAUAUUUGUGGAUAUUGAUAUCUACCCUAGAAGAACCAUAAUAGUUGAAGACAACAGAUAGGGAAACAACUGAAAGAACAUUUCCUUGUUGUAAUACUUGUUCAUGGUACAGGAAUUUUCAAAACUGGGAUAAACACAGCAAAGGUUGACUGAAAGGUCAUUUUGAAUUCUCACGAAAUGUCCCUGUAAUGCUAGUGGAACCAAUGGGCUUACAUAUAAUUCUGCUGGAUAAAUACUGGAAGUAGAGAAUCAAGGUUUUAAUUAAAAAAUACUAACAUUAUUGGCGCAUGUAAUAUAAAUUGGCAGCAAGUUGUGGUUCAUUGAAGAUUGUUAACAGUGAAUUGGGUUUUACACACAUACACAGAGCUUUCUAGAAUUUCAUGAUGAAUUUCUCUGAAUUUGGAUUUCAUACCAGUGUUACAAUAAAGAAGACCUACAAAAUA
This is a messenger RNA of Elgaria multicarinata webbii, 1347 nucleotides long. It is a transcript of the gene TIMM21, whose product is annotated as translocase of inner mitochondrial membrane 21. The transcript is spliced from 6 exons. Bases 240 to 965 code for a protein of 241 amino acids. Gene Ontology annotation, biological process: protein import into mitochondrial matrix. NCBI's taxonomy places the organism in Eukaryota, Metazoa, Chordata, Lepidosauria, Squamata, Anguidae. The record is from RefSeq and is a predicted model, not a curated record. Gene Ontology annotation, cellular component: TIM23 mitochondrial import inner membrane translocase complex.